AUGGCAGACGAGGUUUUAUACACGAUCAGUGAAGUGAGGAAUGAAGAAGAUUUAAACAAUCGGGAUCUUGGAAUGGCAUCGACCAUAAACAUCGAGUAUGAAGCGAUACCAACAUUCGAGGAAAUCCGAACAAAACUUAUACCAUUGGUGAAAACAGAUGCGUGGUUCAAAUCAAUAAAAGAUCAUCUACAAAAGGCAAACGCUGCCACCCAAAGCGUGUUUUAUAAACCUCUGAACAACAUAAGUCGUAUCGAGUAUGGUUUCACUGUAGCCAUAUUGUGUGGUGGUGAUCAGUAUCAUUAUGUGUUGAACAGCUACCUGGCAGACUGGCAUAUUUCAAGUUUAACCUUAGUUCAAAUUGCUGAAGCUAACUUUCGUAAACGACUUAUUGAAGGAGGAAAAACAUGGCAAACUAGUCAGACAGGAAUUCGAUUUAUGCAAGGUUUAGGUAUGUGAGGCUUCACAACUAUGAUAAUGAGUUAUUUCAUGUCAGUAUAUAAAGCCGGCGUGGGUUGCCCGAACUCCACACGCGCUUGACAACUAAGGUCUAAUAAGACACAGAAUAGAGAAGCGUUAAUAAAGACUAAAGCCCUGGGCAAACUAGGAAACAUUGUUGUGGAAACAUUUGUGAUUCUCGAUGUUUCUUCAAAUGUUUCCCUGUUUGCCCACCCGUGGAAACAUUGUUGCGGAAACAAAAUUUGCUUCCCGAGAAGAAAAAUGUUUCCUAGCGAAUUCAGAAACAUUUGAUGUUUCCCUGUGUUUCUCAUUAAUGUUUCCUAGUGUUUGCCCACUCUGGGAAACAUGGCGAAACAUUGGUAGGAAACAAUGUUUCCGCAACAAUGUGUCCUAGUUUGCCCAGGGCUUAAGUUUGAUUAUUUUAGGUCCACUGGCAGCGUCUGUUAUCUUACUACCAGAUCUAAUCGAAAGCUUGGGUGGUCGACAAGGUGACUUCGUGGCAUGCCUCGCUGCAGGGGAGCUGUGUAUGAUAGGAGACUCACAGAAUGUAAAACAGAUCUGCGUCAUGUCUGAGAUUGCGCUCAAGUUCGUAACUAAAGCGAGUUUCUUAUCAAUGCAACCGUUACGGCUGCUGAACAAGGAAUGGAAGAUAUAUGAAGCAAAUAAAGCCAACGAUGAAUAUCCAUUCCCGCAAUCUGGAGACGAAGUGAAAAUAUUGAAACGAGCUUUGAAAAUGCAAGGAAAGAUUUGA
Messenger RNA from Paramuricea clavata, 1207 nucleotides. Lineage: Eukaryota; Metazoa; Cnidaria; Anthozoa; Malacalcyonacea; Plexauridae. The record is from the annotation of a GenBank genome assembly.